Messenger RNA from Homalodisca vitripennis (glassy-winged sharpshooter), 447 nucleotides. RefSeq lists its product as uncharacterized. The coding region runs from base 1 to 447 and encodes 148 amino acids. The record is from RefSeq and is a predicted model, not a curated record. The transcript has a single exon. Lineage: Eukaryota; Metazoa; Arthropoda; Insecta; Hemiptera; Cicadellidae. Gene Ontology annotation, molecular function: protein dimerization activity.
AUGGAAGAAACAUCUAGAGAAAGAUUUCGCACCGGGGUGUUUAUUGCCAUUGUUGACAACAUAGCUUCGCAGCUCAAAAGAAGGGAGGCCUAUAAAAAUCUCGACACAAUAUUUAAGAUCUUACAAAAUCUAGAAGAGAAAAAUUCCAAAGAGGUGGCUUGUAAACUGUUAGGAGAAGUAUACAAGAACGAUAUUGAUGGACAAGACUUUGCCCAGGAAUGUAACCAUUUCAAACAAUACAUGGUUUUGGAGAACCUUUCUAAGAUCAAAGAAAUGUACGCCCACAUAAAAUCAAACAGAUUAGAGAACACUUUCCCCAAUUUGGAGGUCGCUCUCAGGAUAUUUCUAACCUUACCUUUAACGAACUGCACAGCUGAACGUAGCUUUUCAGCUUUGAAAAGAGUGAAGUCAGAAAUUAGAUCGUCAUUGGUUGAUGAAAAGCUAUGA